This is a messenger RNA of Rhipicephalus microplus (southern cattle tick), 2667 nucleotides long. RefSeq names its product solute carrier family 25 member 44. The record is from RefSeq and is a predicted model, not a curated record. Lineage: Eukaryota; Metazoa; Arthropoda; Arachnida; Ixodida; Ixodidae. Gene Ontology annotation, biological process: branched-chain amino acid catabolic process; branched-chain amino acid transport; transmembrane transport. Gene Ontology annotation, cellular component: mitochondrion. Gene Ontology annotation, molecular function: branched-chain amino acid transmembrane transporter activity.
GACAGAUGUCGUGUCGUGUGCGAUCGCAAUAUCAGCGGGCACUUCACCGAAUUCUUGAAAUGGUGCGCUUUCACGUUUUAUGAAACUUUGCGGAAAGUGCUGGUUCUCCACAUUUUUAUCCUCAAGGCCAGUUAGUUUGGCAGGCGUGCGUGUUUUACGUGAUCAACUCGUUAACGUAAGCAUGUUUCUACAUCCCUGUGUUAGGUGCUCGGUGGACCUCGUGCACAGUCAUGUCGAAAUGCGGACGACAUGAAGAGCGCCCGAUUAUUUGUUGUACGUAUUUGUACUUGAAGAAAACGCCUGAUUUUGUACACAUCUGCAAGCAUGGAGGAUCCGGAAAUCCUUACGAUAGAAUGGGAAAUGAUGGACAAAUCACGAUUCUUCAUGUUCAGCAUAAUCAACUCGUUCACCUUGCGUUGCCUGGUGUACCCUUUGACGGUCAUCAAAACGCGACUGCAAGUCCAAAAGCCGGGAAAGCUUUAUACCGGUACGUUUGACGCCUGCUCGAAAAUUCUGCGCUACGAAGGCUUCGGAGGUUUGUACAGAGGCUUUUGGAUUAACACAAUACAGAUGUUCUCGGGCAUCGGCUAUAUCUUCACGUAUGAAAAAGUACGGGACAUGCUUUCUCGACACGCCGACAUACACGACCGGCGUUUAAAGGGACUUAUAGCUGGUGGUUGCAGUUCUCUAGUGAGUCAGACUAUUAUCACGCCCUUCGACGUCGUCUCCCAGCACAUGAUGGUCUUGGGCCGGUCGAGCAAAAGCGGUGGCACGGUCAUGAACCCGCUUAACAUCAGCGUCGACCUGAAAAGGAAGCACCUUAUUUCUGCGGCCAUCGUUCGCGAAUUGUACCGAAGAGAUGGCAUCAGGGGCUUUUACCGAGGGUACUUCGCAUCACUGCUCGCUUAUGUGCCCGGCAGUGCGCUAUGGUGGAUGUUCUAUCCGGCCUACACCGACGGGCUGCGGCGCGUUCUGCCUGGCUGGACUCCUCAAAUGUUUGUGCAGUGUAUGGCAGGACCCCUGAGCGGUAUCACCGUAUGCCUCAUCACCAACCCGAUGGAUGUUGUGCGAGCCCGCAUCCAAGUGCAGCGCAUGAAUUCGGUCACGCAAACAUUUUGGCAGCUCUGGACGGAAGAACGUUUGCGCAUGUUCCAGAUAGGCCUGUCGGCUCGCGUAAUGCAGAGUGUAAUCAGCUCCUUUCUGCUUGCCCUGGGCUACGAAACGCUCAAGCGGUGGAGCGUACAUGAUGAAUACAAGGACAAGAUUCGGUGGUAGUUCACCGCAAGCUUGUCGCAAAUUUCCCAUAAGGGACUCCUCGCUGGAUACGUGCUUGUAUAUGAUCGCGUUUAAUUUGAGCGCCAACGAAUUGUAGCGCGGAUUGAUUUCUUUAUCUAUAAAUGAUAGAGCAAACAAAAUGAGGAUUAUUUAUGGAGUGCUUCAGUUGCUCAUGUCAUGUCGCGACACGAUGUAGUGGCAGAGAAGCCUUGCAUGUUUUACGUGUAUCCUUUCUGCCCCUUAACUUAGCCCAAUUUCAGUUUGCCCCUGAAAGUGAGAGAUCCGUUUUUAUGAAGAGUACCUUGAAGAGUACCCGACUUAGUAUUUUUCCUGUGUUAAGUGGAAGUGUCUUCUUCUUUUCUUCCUUACUACAGUCAUUCCAUGCAGUCAAUUUAUCUGCAAAGCAGGCCAGAUAUUGAACAGUGCAGCACAUUGCCACAGCUAUGCGUCAGUGAAAAAUUUCAUUAACAUAUGAAUUAAAAUGCGUAAAUUUCUAGUCCAUAGGUUCAUAAGAGCCCUCAAAGUUCUUCUAUGUGCUAGUCAUUUUCAGAUAUGCAGCCAUGAAACGUAAUGCCCAAGAAAAUGAUAGCAAAAAGUGCAUGUGACAUACAUGUACCCUGCAGAUUUUUUGUUCACUCCUUGAGGCUUCAACACUUCCAAGCUCGCAGACUGUGACACGUUUUUAAAGGGGCCAACUGCCCAGAACAUAAAAUGAGAUGACUCCACUGACAAAAAGAUUGUCAGUCGCAGUGAUACAAACCAACCCAGUUUUUUUUCAUGAGAGGUGGAUUUAUAUCUUUAUUUCUUCAUUGAAAGUAGCGAAAAAUGACGCACCUCAGGUGGCAAAAACGCAGACGAUCUGAUGUCCCCAGCAACGUGAUCAGUGAUUGCUGUAAGCGGUCUAAAAAUUUUUUUAGAACUGAAAUAUUGUUCCUUUCUUCAUAGUAAGUAUAAAGAUGUUACUGCACAGAAAUGUACAAAUAGACGUGUGCUAAUAGUAUGCAUUGAAGUGGUGCUGCCCCUAGUGUGACGUAAUGAUCCCAUGCUAGUUAGAACGUCUUGAGCAACUUUUCGGCGUGCUCAUGCAACUUUGUACACAGUUUCCAGGUCGCUAAUAUUUUUGGUGACAUAGUUUUUGUACCUGCGCUUCACCUCAAAAUGAUGCGCACUGCUACCCGGCGCAGCUGUGUAUAUGCACCGUGAAGUUUUCUAUGACUUGGCUCGGCUCGUGUAUUGAUUUAGUAACCAUGUCGAGACAAGCCACCCAUGACACAGGCGCAAGCAAUGUGGUACAAAUACAAAAAAGGUGUGUUAUGUGACCUCAUGUCAUUGUAAUCGUUUGUUAUUUUCAAAAAUAGUUAACCUCAAAAUAAAGGUGGUUAAGCAUAGUUA